AUGCCCAAAUCCUGCUGUUCCUCUUGCAGCCAGCCUUCCUGCUGCAGGUCCACCUGCAGUAAAUCAACUAGCGUGACCAGAUGCUGCCAGCCCUGCUGCCAGCCAAGCUGCUGUGAAACUACCUGUUGCAAGACUACCUGCUGUAAGCCAACAUGUGUAGCCAGCUGCUGUAGCACACCCAGCUGCUGUAAAACGACUUGCCACAAGAACACCUACUGUAAGCCAACCUGUGUAACCAGCUCCAGCUGCACACCCAGCUGCUGUAAAACCAGCUGCUGCAAGAGCACCUGCUGUAAGCCAACCUGUGUAACCAGCUGCAGCUGCACACCCAGCUGCUGUGAAACCAGCUGCUGUGAGAGCACCUGCUGUAAGCCAACCUGUGUAACCAGCUGCAGCUGCACACCCAGCUGCUGUAAAACCAGCUGCUGCGAGAGCACCUGCUGUAAGCCAACCUGUGUAACCAGCUGCAGCUGCACACCCAGCUGCUGUAAAACCAGCUGCUGCGAGAGCACCUGCUGUAAGCCAACCUGUGUAACCAGCUGCAGCUGCACACCCAGCUGCUGUAAAACCAGCUGCUGCGAGAGCACCUGCUGUAAGCCAACCUGUGUAACCAGCUGCAGCUGCACACCCAGCUGCUGUGAAACCAGCUGCUGUGAGAGCACCUGCUGCAAGCCAACCUGUGAAACCAGCUGCAGCUGCACACCCAGCUGCUGUGAAACCAGCUGCUGUGAGAGCACCUGCUGCAAGCCAACCUGUGAAACCAGCUGCAGCUGCACACCCAACUGCUGUAAAACCACCUGCUGUGAGAGCACCUGCUGUGAUCCAACCUGUGUAAGCAGCUGCAGCUGCACACCCAGUUGUUGUGAAACCAGCUGCUGCAAGAGCACCUGCUGUAAGCCAACCUGUGUAACCAGCUGCAGCUGCACACCCAGCUGCUGUAAAACCACCUGCUGCAAGAGCAUCUGCUGUAAGCCAACCUGUGUAACCAGCUGCAGCUGCACACCCAGCUGCUGUAAAACCACCUGCUGCAAGAGCAUCUGCUGUAAGCCAACCUGUGUAACCAGCUGCUGCACACCCACCUGCUGUAAAACCACCUAUUGCAAGAGCACCUGCUGCAAGCCAACCUAUGUAACCAGCUGCUACUGCACACCCAGCUGCUGUAAAACCACCUGCUGUAAGCCAACCUGUGUAACCAGCUGUUGCUGUACACCCAGCUGCUGUAAAACCACCUGCUGCAAGACCACCAACUGUAAGCUGUUGACCGAGGUUUUCUACCCUGCCCGGUUCCCAUAA
Molecule: messenger RNA, 1293 nt
Organism: Chionomys nivalis (European snow vole)
Lineage: Eukaryota; Metazoa; Chordata; Mammalia; Rodentia; Cricetidae
Product: keratin-associated protein 9-1-like
Exons: 1
Coding region: 1-1293 (430 amino acids)
Cellular component (GO): keratin filament
Source: RefSeq, a predicted model, not a curated record